Messenger RNA from Seriola aureovittata, 6461 nucleotides. RefSeq names its product tudor domain-containing 6 (gene tdrd6b). Lineage: Eukaryota; Metazoa; Chordata; Actinopteri; Carangiformes; Carangidae. The record is from RefSeq and is a predicted model, not a curated record. Gene Ontology annotation, biological process: spermatogenesis. The coding region runs from base 269 to 6112 and encodes 1947 amino acids. The transcript is spliced from 4 exons.
AAGAAAGUAUCAUGGUGUAAAUUUCAACGAGCAACGUUUGGAGUUUAUCCUAUAGAAAUUGAUAUAAACCAUCAAACACAGUCUGCUUGGUGUUUUGCAUGUGUUUGUUCGGCCGCACAGAGGAAGUUGCGCGUAAUCAAAGCCUUUAAAAACCCAGUUGAGUGCCCGCCCCCAGCUGCGGCCAUUCAACUACAUUUAAAUUCAACGAGAGGAACAUGAGAUGUGCCGCCUGCACCAAACACGGUAUGUUUGAGUUCUGAGCUUCACAAUGUGUUCGAUUCCUGGGCUUCCAACACCAGGAUCAGAGGUAACUGUUCUCAUCACGAGGGUAAACCUAAACCCCAGUUGUGGUCUUGUGGAAUUAUGGGUUAACGUGGAUGAUGGACGGAAACAUAUUUAUGAGCAGAUGAGAGAGAAAAUUCAGAUUCCUGAAAGGAAGUUUUAUGGAUCAGAAGGAAAACCAGGGGACCUUUGUCUGGUCUAUGUCAGUGACACCUGGCACAGAGCUCGCAUUGUAUCCAUUCAAAGUGAAACUUAUGAUGUGUUUCUAAUUGACCAAGGACAGCCCCAUGUCACCACAAGUGAAACUUUAGCAUGGGCCCAGAGUGACAGUUUUCUCUUUCCUCCCGAAAUUGAAUCUUGUAUACUUGCAAAUGUCCUCUCCCCUGAGAAUAACGUGCCAGAAGAAGCCACAAAAUUUUUGAAGUCUCUCCCUGGCCAUAAGUUUAAGGGACUGGUUCAACAUGUACUGAUGCCAGACAGGACUAUUCUCCUUGAUAUAGCGUUUAUUUCCAAGCAAAUGUGUAAGUUUGGAGUUGCAAAGAAGAUCCCAGGGGAUGAGUUUAAAUGCCUGGUACUGAAAUGUCUACAUUUACCCAAAGGAGAGGCUCCUGAGGCCCAGGAACAGAAUUCGAAUGUUAGUUGCCAACUUGAGAAGCACGAACAAUACUUUUUCCCAGAACUGUUAAUUGACUCCUUUGAAACCGUUAAUGUGACAGAGGUAACUGAUCCACAGAACAUUUUUUGCAAACUUCAUAUAUUUUCCAAGGUAUUGAAGAUAUUAUCAGAACAGAUCCACCAGUACUAUGAAGAGGGCUCAGAUUUUGGAGAGGUGCAGCCACAGACCUGCGGAGAUCCAUGUGCUGCUAAAGGCAUGAGCGGCAGAUGGCAUCGCUCGUUACUAAAGCAAAACAUUACGAUCGAUGAUGGUGCUGUUGAAGUCGUGCAUGUGGACGAAGGAAAAACUGAAUUGGUGCCAGUUGGAGACAUCAGACCACUGUAUGGGAAAUUCCUGAGAAUGCCAGUUGUCACCUAUCUCUGUUCUCUUGAUGGACUACAGGGUAAGGACACAGGCUGGACUAUGGACCAGACUGAUCACUUAAAAUCACUGCUCCUGAACCAGACAGUCGUAGCCAGGUUUGACCACCACAAUAUACAGGCACGUCAAGAUGUCUAUGAUGUCACACUCUAUGCAGCUAAUUCUGCGUGCAUAAACUAUUGUUUUUUAGAGAUGGCAGGACUUUUCCCACCCUCUAACACUGAACACGAUUCUAAUGUCCUGAAAGAAUCCAUUCCCUCAUCAUUUCUCAGUUCACUUGGAGACAAACAAUGUAUGGAUUUACAGAACAAAGUCAAUGUAAAUGUUGAUGAUUUACAAGAGCGAUCUUUGCCAAGCACCAAAAACCUAGAAGUCAAUGGCAGUAUGGAUGAUGGAUCCACUUCUGGCGCUGAUGCUAUUCAUCUCAAAGAGCCUUUAGAACAUCCAUCAACAGGUUUCCCCUCUGAGGUGCACCAUGCUUGUGAUGAUGAUGUGUUUACUGUGGGGAGUGGUAUCAAUGUGAAAGUAUCUUGCAUUGAAAGUCUUCAGAAGUUUUGGUGCCAAUCAACAGAAAAUGGUGACUCCCUUAGCCUUCUUAUGCAAGACCUGCAAAACCACUAUGCAGCUGCCCACCCUCAAUCCCUUGUUGAGUCCAUCUGUGUCGCCCGUAAUCCAGACAAUAACAUGUGGUACAGAGCAAAGAUCAUUGCAAGUCACCACUCUCCUGUUGUAGAUGUGAGAUUCAUAGACUAUGGUCAAAUUCGAAAGGUCCCUUUGCAAGAAGUGCGCCACAUUGAUCCAGCUUUCUUACGGCUAAAUGCGCAGGCUUUUCAGUGUUGUCUGUUCAAUCUGAAGAAAUCCACUUAUCCUACUGCUGUCACUUCGGCUGAUGCUGCAUUAGCAGAGUUUCAGAAGUUUGUGGAUUCAGGUGCUACAUCAGGCACUGGGUUGAAAUGCGUUGUAAAAGCUAUAACGCCCGAUGAAGAAGGUCUGCUGCUUAACAUGGUAGAUAUUGAAACACCAUCUGACAGUGCAUGCAAGCUUCUGGCUCAGAAAUGUGCACAGACUGAAGCUCACAUGCAAAUUCCUCCACAAGUCCCAUCAGAUGCAUACAAUUACUCCUCGCACAAUAUUGAAGUGGGUGGAAAAGAAAAAGUGUGGGUAACCUCUUCAGAGAAUGUUGGUCACUUCUACUGCCAACUGGACCGAAAUUCUCAUUUGUUCGACAAAGUGAUAGAAAAUGUGAAACAACUAAUUGCCCAACCACAGUACCCAGAUCACCCACUUGGACUCAAUAGCAUUUGCUUUGUUAGGUACACUGAUAAUCAGUGGCACAGAGGUCAAAUAGUAGAAAUGUCCCCUAAACUUAAAGUGCACUUCGUGGACUAUGGUGAUACACUUGUAGUGAAUGAAUCUGAUAUUCGCCCCUUUCCCACUGAAGGAGGUCUUGCCAGGUCAAUUCUUGUGCAGGCGGUUCCACUUGGACUGUCUGAUGUCCCAGGAGAAGUGCCACAGGAAGUUAACCAGUGGUUUGCAGAUAAAGCCAUUGGUCAUAGUUUUACCAUUUCAGUGGUAGAAAAAGGGGCAAAAGGGAAGCUAAUUGUUGAAUUGUUUGAUGGAUCCCUGAAUGUAAAUGUGAAAAUCAGAGAGAGAAUAUCAAAGAUGGUGCAACAAAAGGUAACUACUUUCAUUCAGCAGACUGACCAGCAGCUCUCUAACAGCUCAGAAUGGGCUGGUGUGCCAAAUGAAGACUGUUUAACACAAGAGCUCUUGAAUGUGUCAGUAUUAACAAAGUUAACGGAGCAAAAUAAAGUCCAAAGCAGUGAUGGAAUGUGUGCUAGAGAUGAGCUAACAACGAGUUCACAAUCUAUAUCCAAUGUCUCUACACCAGAGAUUGAACAUGGAAAAACUUUGGAUGAAGGAAGACAACCGACUUUGGAUGUCAUUCUUGAGGAAAAAGAGACUGUGUUGGCUCAGACUUUCAUACAAGGUGGUCACAGUGACUCACAAAUAACACAACUUUCCCUUCCUCCGUGCUCUGAGGGAAAUGUGAAUAUCUGCAUGUACAAGAGGCCUAACAUUUCUCAAGACAAGACAGAGGAAGUAUACGCAUCCUGCAUUGUUGGACCACAUUACUUUUGGUGUCAGUACAACAAUACUGAAAACCUGAACAUGGUGUCAAUGCUUGCUCAGGAAGCAGGACAGGCACAGAAGAACAUGAUGUUCACAGAGACUCUUGGUCCUGGAAGUCCAUGCCUUGCUCUUUUUUCCAGUGACAAUCGGUGGUAUCGAUCUCAGGCAAUUAAGAGAACUGACGAUACCCUUCAUGUUCUGUUUAUUGACUAUGGAAAUGAAGCUGACGUUGACAUCAACAAUGUGAGAGAACUGCCUCAGGGUCUGCUGGAUAAGGCUCCUCAGGCCUUUUUAUGCUCAUUGAAUGGAUUCGAUGAAUCCAAGGGCACCUGGGAUGACCAAGUUUAUGACGACUUCUACAAUCUACUGGUUGAUAAACCACUCAGAGUGACGGUGUUCGACAUGGAGGAUCAUUCAGAAAUCACAGUUCCUCAAUAUGCAGUUCAAAUUGAGUGUGAAAAUAUACUUGUAAAUAACGCAAUGCAGAAAUAUUGGAAACCUGUAGCCACAGCACAUGUUAUGACUAAAAGCCGUCAAAUGGAAAACUCACUCCAGGGUGGUCAAACUGAGUUCAACAUGACAAACAUUAAUGUGUCCAAAGGAAAUACAAAUACUUCCUUGUACAAGAAACCAAAAAUAUCUAAAAACCAGACGGAGAGUGUAUAUGCCUCUUGUAUUGUGGAACCCAGUUUCUUCUGGUGUCAAUACGCCAACACUGAGGAUCUCAGCAAACUGUCAAUGCUUGCUCAGGAAGCAGGACAGGCACAGAAGAACAUGAUGUUCACAGAGACUCUUGGUCCUGGAAGUCCAUGCCUUGCUCUUUUUUCCAGUGACAAUCGGUGGUAUCGAUCUCAGGCAAUUAAGAGAACUGACGAUACCCUUCAUGUUCUGUUUAUUGACUAUGGAAAUGAAGCUGACGUUGACAUCAACAAUGUGAGAGAACUGCCUCAGGGUCUGCUGGAUAAGGCUCCUCAGGCCUUUUUAUGCUCAUUGAAUGGAUUCGAUGAAUCCAAGGGCACCUGGGAUGACCAAGUUUAUGACGACUUCUACAAUCUACUGGUUGAUAAACCACUCAGAGUGACGGUGUUCGACAUGGAGGAUCAUUCAGAAAUCACAGUUCCUCAAUAUGCAGUUCAAAUUGAGUGUGAAAAUAUACUUGUAAAUAACGCAAUGCAGAAAUAUUGGAAACCUGUAGCCACAGCACAUGUUAUGACUAAAAGCCGUCAAAUGGAAAACUCACUCCAGGGUGGUCAAACUGAGUUCAACAUGACAAACAUUAAUGUGUCCAAAGGAAAUACAAAUACUUCCUUGUACAAGAAACCAAAAAUAUCUAAAAACCAGACGGAGAGUGUAUAUGCCUCUUGUAUUGUGGAACCCAGUUUCUUCUGGUGUCAAUACGCCAACACUGAGGAUCUCAGCAAACUAUCAAUGCUUGCUCAGGAAGCAGGACAGGCACAGAAGAACAUGAUGUUCCCAGAGACUCUUGGUCCUGGAAGUCCAUGCCUUGCUCUUUUUUCCAGUGACAAUCGGUGGUAUCGAUCUCAGGUAAUUAAGAGAACUGAUGAUACCCUUCAUGUUCUGUUUAUUGACUAUGGAAACGAAUCUGAUGUUGACAUUAACAAUGUGAGAGAACUGCCUCAGGGUCUGCUGGAUAAUGCUCCUCAGGCCUUUUUAUGCUCAUUGAAUGGAUUCGAGGAAUCCAAGGGCACCUGGGAUGACCAAGUUUAUGACGACUUCUACAAUCUACUGGUUGAUAAACCACUCAGAGUGACAGUGUUCGACAUGGAGGAUCAUUCAGAAAUUGCAAUUCCUCAAUAUGCAGUGCAAAUUGAGUGUGAAAAUGUGCUUGUAAAUAAAGCAAUGCAGAAAUAUUGGAAACCUGUAGCCACAAAACAUGUUAUGAAAGAAAGCCCUCAAACAGAAAACUCACUCCAGGGUGGUCAAAGUGCAUCCAACAAAAUGCACCUUAAUGUUUCCGAAGGAAAUGCAAAUGCUUCCGUGUACAAGAAACCAAAAAUAUCUAAAAGCCAGACGGAGAGUGUAUAUGCCUCUUGUAUUGUGGGACCCGGUUUCUUCUGGUGUCAAUAUGCGAACACUGAAGAUCUCAGUAAACUGUCGAUGCUUGCUCAGGAAGCAGGACAGGCACAGAACAACAUGAUGUUCCCAGAGACUCUUGGUCCUGGAAGUCCAUGCCUUGCUCUUUUUUUCAGUGACAAUCAGUGGUAUCGAUCUCAGGUAAUUAAGAGAACUGACGAUACCCUUCAAGUUCUGUUUAUUGACUAUGGAAACGAAGCUGACGUUGACAUUAACAAUGUGAGAGCCCUGCCUCAGGGUCUGCUGGAUAAGGCUCCUCAGGCCUUUUUAUGCUCAUUGAAUGGAUUUGAUGAGUUAAAGGGCACCUGGGAUGACCAAGUUUAUGACGACUUCUUCAAUCUCCUGGUUAAUAAACCACUCAGAGUGACAGUGUUCAACAUCGAGGAUCAUUCAGAGUUUGCAGUUUCUCAGUAUGCGGUGGAAGUUGAGUGUGAGGGAGUGGUUGUGAAUACACUGAUGGAGAAAUACUGGAAAGAACUGGACACAGAUCAUGCCAUGGCAGAAAUGGAAUCAGUAGACCAGGAUGAAACCAGGACCGUGGAUGUGAGAGAGAGUGUUGGGGUUUAAAAUAAUGAAAAGGCCAUCAAAUUAAUGCUCCCAACCCAACAAAUGCUUGAGGGGAACCCAGUUUUGAUAGAGCAUUCUUGAGUGGUGUGACCUGACAAAAUAUUUCUGUCUUGUUUGUGAACUUUUAGUCUUAUUCUACUGAAUGAAAUGGAACUUGGCAUGUAGUCAAUUUUUCAAUAAACACACUUGAAUGGAUAAAUAAGGGAGUGAAAUUUUUAAAUGGAUUUUACACAUAUGAACAAGCUGUUUUCCAGGCUAUGCUAGAAGGGAAUAACAGGCUUUCACCCUUCAGCAUUAACUAUGCUAACAUAAAGUCACUUUUGUUAAUUCAGGUUGAGAUGAAAGUGAU